Gymnodraco acuticeps is the source of this 1457-nucleotide messenger RNA. RefSeq names its product enoyl CoA hydratase, short chain, 1, mitochondrial (gene echs1). Gene Ontology annotation, cellular component: mitochondrion. The record is from RefSeq and is a predicted model, not a curated record. The transcript is spliced from 9 exons. Gene Ontology annotation, molecular function: enoyl-CoA hydratase activity. Gene Ontology annotation, biological process: fatty acid beta-oxidation. NCBI's taxonomy places the organism in Eukaryota, Metazoa, Chordata, Actinopteri, Perciformes, Bathydraconidae. The coding region runs from base 22 to 1047 and encodes 341 amino acids.
CAUCUGCAGGAAGAAGACAUAAUGGAGAAAUACUCUGGGUGGCAGUACUACUCCAAGGAACAUACGACUUCAGGAAAAACACCAACGAAGAAGAGAAGGUGGGCGGAAAGAGCUUCCCGUGUUAUUGGAGCAAGUUCAUUGACAACAUUCCUCCAUCGUGCAGUCGCUGUCAUGGCUUUCCUCUGCAGAAGUGCUGCCUCCCUCCUGAAGCCCUCCCGAGCAGCGCCGGUUGUUCUGUCCGCUGCCCGCCUCUACAGCUCAGGUGCUCAGUAUGAGUACAUUUUGGUGGAAAAGCGCGGGGCGAAGAGUGAUGUGGGCUUCAUCCAGCUGAACAGGCCCAAGGCCCUCAACGCUCUGUGUGACGGGCUGAUGAGGGAGGUGGGACAGGCCCUGGAUGUCUUCGAAGCUGACACAGAGGUCGGGGCCAUCGUCAUCACCGGCAGUGAGAGAGCCUUUGCUGCUGGAGCGGACAUUAAAGAGAUGCAGAAUCGAACUUUCCAGGAGUGUUACGGUGGAAACUUCCUGGCUCACUGGAACAGAGUGUCCACGGUGAAGAAGCCUGUGAUUGCUGCCGUCAAUGGAUUUGCUCUGGGUGGAGGCUGUGAGCUGGCGAUGAUGUGUGACAUCAUUUACGCCGGGGAGAAGGCGCAGUUCGGCCAGCCAGAGAUCCUGUUGGGGACCAUUCCUGGAGCGGGGGGCACCCAGCGGCUGACGCGUGCGGUGGGAAAAUCCCUGGCGAUGGAGCUGGUCCUUACAGGAGACAAAAUUAAUGCAGAAGUCGCCCGGCAAUCAGGACUGGUGAGUAAAGUGUAUCCUGCCGACCAGUUGGUGUCGGAAGCUGUGAAAUGUGGUGAGAAAAUUGCUGCCAACUCCAAGCUGGUGUCUGCUAUGGCUAAAGAAGCUGUGAACGCAGCUUAUGAACUGACUCUGGCUGAGGGUAAUCGUUUGGAGAAGCGCUUAUUCCACGCUACCUUUGCAACAGAGGAUCGUAAAGAAGGCAUGACAGCAUUUGUGGAGAAGAGAAAGGCCAAUUUCCAGGACAAUUAGAAAAGAGCAGACCAAGAGCUCGGCCAAUAACACAAAGUUCCUGAUAUCAGCGGAUAAUUUCCGAUCUGCAACAAGCUGAAUGGUGCACAAAUCCUGCUUGUAUUGAAGCAUACAAGAUGUUUAAAUUAGGAUUUGGUACUAAGAGUUUGCACCGGAGUGUCUUAUCACACUGAAGCUCUAUUUGCAAAGUUUGGUAUUAAAAUCAAAAGCAGUCUGGGUGCAAGACGUGCACUGGCGUUUGAAUUUGAAUAAUACUUUAUAACUCUGCCGGAGUGCAAUAGGAGGAAUCAGUUGUAAUGACUUGACUGCCUUUUUAUUUUCCCUUUCAAAUGUUUGUCUGCAUUUUGAAGGCAACACACUUCUCUGUACAUUUUACAAAUAAAUCUCAGUGAGUGAGAAAUUAACACAAA